UAGAUCUUCCAUUGGUCUAUUUAGUGUGGUCUGGCCAUGUGGGGAGAUCUGCAUUGGCUGUCGCUCUCUCUGAAAAUCGUAUCAGUUAUGACAAUCGGAGGCUCGAUUACACUCAGAGUUCCAAUGACGAUGUAAUAGUCAGCUUAAUGGCUGGAUCACCUUUGCAGGUAUAUAUUGUGCUGUUCCUCCAGUUCAGUAAUAUCCCUCCACACUUCUCUAACACAUCUCAACUUCACAUCUGCACUUAAUCCGAUAAAGAAAAAUGAGGUUUUCAUACAUUUCCGCCCUGUUGUUGGCGCCUCUUGCACUUGCGCACCCUAUUGCAAGCUCAGAUACUCUUUCAAUCAACCAGCGUGAUGGCUCUGCUCCCAUUGAUGCAAGAGCACUGUCUGUCAGUCAAAAAAUCACUAAGGUUGUAGACGAGGGUCACAAAGUCACAGAAAUGUGUCAAAAGUACCACGGUGGAAUGUUGGAGUCCAUCUACCUAUACAGACAAUUCAAGACUUGCAAAAUUUCGGUUGCGUCUGCCGAAGAGGCAGCGAAACAAUCGGGACCUUUGAGUGAGGGUGAGAGUAAAGAGGUUAAAGUUGCUUUGGAACGCCUUACACCCGAAUUCGUGCAGAUUUCGCAAGCUCUCCAAGAACGCGUAAGUAUUUCCCUCUCUCUUUCACAAUUUCCAUCGCUCCCAUGACGCACUACGGUGUGAUGAAUAUCUGAACGCAGUGCUAAUGAAUAUAACAGAAAAGUAUGAUUAUCGGUACACGAUACCAAUCUUACUUCCAAUCGGAACUUGAAAAAUUGCAAAAGAACGUAGAUGGUUGUUACGGCGCUCUCCAUGAAAAAGCCACGAGUUCUCACCAACCAAGGAUUCAAGCGUUGAAAAGUGAAGCUGAUGCUCAGUUCGAAACCGUAAGGAAAGAACUUUCUGGCAAAUCUAAGGUCCGACGAUCUCUGGAAUCCAGAUCGGAUAAUGACGAUUCUGAAGUCCAUGCCGAGGAUUUCCCAUUACCAGGUCUCUCAGGAUUUCCAGGUCUCUCAGAAAUUCCAGGUUUCUCUGAGUUUCCCGGUCUCUCAAAACGUCAAGCUACUGGAAAGAGAUAUACAGAAGAGUCUAUUGAGGAAGCUUGCGAAAAAGGGUUCGAGUACGUUUCUACCAUAUUCCAUGGCUUCUUCUCCUCCUCAAAGAUGGGUGAAUAUGAGGCUAUGCUCCUUCCCCUUAUGACGGGAACUACAGUCGCACAAGUCAUGGAAAUGUUCAAUCUCUUAGAGGAACUGGUGGAAACUCAAUAUGCCAACUACGAGACUGAGCGUGCUCAUGGCGUCCAGAGUAAGGAGGCCGUCAAAGAUCUGCUUCAUGGGCUUAUGGGUCAGGUCACAAGUGUUUCUGCGGCCAAGCAACGUCUUGGAGUUCCUGAGCCGAAGCAAGGGAGCGAGUAAUGUGGAGCUGGGAGCAGGUGCAUCU
Molecule: messenger RNA, 1462 nt
Organism: Sclerotinia trifoliorum
Lineage: Eukaryota; Fungi; Ascomycota; Leotiomycetes; Helotiales; Sclerotiniaceae
Source: the annotation of a GenBank genome assembly